AUCAAUGACGGGAAACCCCACAACAAGGGCCUGCUAUAUAUAUGGACCAUAAGAGUACUUUAAAUCAUGGAGAGUUCUCACUUUAGGUCAAUACUUGAAAGACAUUCCUCAUCAGAAGUCAUGAACAUCCUGAUUGGUGAGUAGUAGUGAGGUAACGCUUGAUAUGUUCUGCUUUCACUUCUCCUCUGACACUGAAGGGGACAUGAGCAUAUUCAGUGUUUGGACUUAACUAUUUGAGUGAAAUGAUUUGAUUAAAAACUUAAUUUAUAAGAAUUUGGAUCCGUUCAUGGGUAAAAAUAGUAUGCUUUUUUUUUCUAAAUUUAGAUUUACUCAAACGGUCUUAUCUGCUAUUUUUAGUUACUUUUGACCCAGGUUUCACAUUACAGUCACAACUCGGAACUCAUGCUGCUCCUCAGCCUGAGGGGAGACAUGCCCAGUGCUGCAGCAACACUGAGGAGCUGAUGAGGAGAGAGCAAGGCUUUGUUCUGCCUGCCUCACACACACUCACUCACGCGCGCACACACACGUUUCGUGCUGCUGGAUGUAAAGAGAGGAUUGUUUUGAUGCCUCGGCGGUGACGCUGUGAUUUUUCUCUCCGCCUGCAGUUUUCCUUAUUCCCGUCUACAUGGCCUCCGUCGCCCGCAGCGCACCUCUGCCGGACGGGAGCACACUUGUUGCGGAUCCAGAGAUCGUGCAGAGGAGCCGCAGCCUGAUCAAAAAGAUCCUGCUCUCCAUUCCGGACGCACACAAGUCCUGCAUUUACAUCGAGGUGAGGCAGAGUAAAGAUUGCUCCUGCUGGCGCAUGUUUGACGCAUUGUUUGGCUGAGAUUGUCCAGGCUUCAGGCAGAGAGAGAGAGAGAGAGGUCUGCGCUGUGAGAUGAUCAGUGAAUGCAGGUCCGGUUAUGAGACCAUAAAAAGACUUAAGCGUGACUGAGCCUGGUGGCCAGAGCUUCCCUGAGAGGCUGCUUUAAGAGUUAUGACUGAGCGUAAAAUACGGGCAGUGCAGCUACCACAGCACGUAAAAUCAAAUCAGAUCAGAAAGCCUCAUAUUAAUAAAACACGUAAUGAAACAUGCUUAUCAAUUAGACUAUUUGCAUGACUUGUGUUAUUACAGUUUAUUUUCUGUGUUAAAUGCCAGGGAGUUGGUGAACUGAUGUACGAAACACGUUUGUUGUGAAUUAUGUUUAAUUUUUAACUCAACUAUUAAUUUGAGGUAUUUAUGUUUGGAUAUUUAAAGAAACGUAGUUUAAAACCUGCUAACUAAAUUAGCAUUAAGCUAGCUCUGAGAGAAAACAUGAAAUGCCUCCAUUAAGGUACCUUUAAAAAUACAGUAAAUUGAAUUUAAAAAAUUACAUAUUAAUUUGAGGUAUUUAUGUUUGGAUAUUAAAAAAAAUGUAGUUUAAAACCUGCUGACUAAAUUAGCAUUUAGCUAGCCCUGGGAGAUAACAUCAAAUGCCUCUGUUAAGGAACCUUUAAAAAUACAGUAAAUUGAAUGAAAUAUAUAUAUGUAUUAUUUUGUGGCAUUUAUGUUUGGAUAUUUAAAGAAAUGUAGUUUGAAAACCUGCUGACUAAAUUAGCAUUAAGCUAGCCCUGGGAGAUAACAUCAAAUGCCUCUGUUAAGGAACCUUUAAAAAUACAGUAAAUUGAAUGAAAAAAUUAUAAAAUAUAAGUAUUUUACAUUCUUUAUGUGGAACCUUGAAUAUUUUAUCUUCAUAUCUUCAUAUAUUACACAUUACCCAGCAGGCUGUUAAAAAAUUAAGCUUGAACUUAACAUAUUUGCUGCCAACAAGGCAACUCCUUUGUGACAAUGAUUUGAGUAUAUUCAACCAACAUGCUACAUAGAAAGAAGUACUUCAAUUGUAUUAUUAAAGGCAUGAAAUGAAAAAUAGAUUCAAGUGUCUUUUGUUGCAGUAUAACGUUUCUUUUAAGUAACAGGGUCUGUGUUUCCUGCUUUUUCUUUCUUAGAAAUAAGCCAUUGAGGGGGAUAAAUAUGUGCUUCUUGUUGCAUGCCAAGGGGCAAUCAAGAUAACAUCUCUGUUUACCUCUCCCACAGACGCUGAAACUAAAUUCCUCAGAGAACGAAAAACUUGGAGUAAUGGCAUCUAACAUAGGCAUCCCCCCUGCUCCUGUCCUCAAAAAUCUGUCGGAAACCUUCACUUUGGUAAGCAUCUACAAAAGGCAUUAUUCUGUAAACAAAGUAAGAAUUUAAAAGCAGACAACAUGAGCUUUCUGCUGGUGUUUGUUCCUUUUAGGAGACUGGUUUGGAGCGCAUGUCCGAGGGUCUUCAGCUGCACCGGGCCCUACUAACCUCAGUCUCCCCUAGCCUGGAAAACAUAGACAAAGUGGCAGAACUGCAGGCUGAUAUUAAGGACCUUGUCAUUCAGAUCAACAAGGUAACACACCUUUUAAUCUUGUGUUUAAUCUUGUGUCUGUACUCAUUUAUAAUUUGUUGUUUGAUUCACCUUUUUGAUGGUGUGCCUUACAGAUGCUGUAUCAGGUCAAAGGUGAGACUGUGGUGCAGCCCACACCUACCCCUGUGGCCUUGCGUCUAGCGGGGAAGUUCGAGGCUCAGGUGGCAGCACAUCUGACCCUGGUUCAGCUUCAGUCCUUCGGGCAUGAUGUUGUCCGCCUCCUCAGAUGUCUGGACCAGAGCGGCGAGGAGGAGACAGAGAGUUGACCCAUGGAUGAUAGAUGUCACACUCUGAAUGCUUUUUGCUCAUCCAAAAUGUAACUUAACCCGCCAUUUUUUACUGACAUUUGUCCGUCUGUUAAAUUGCUAUUUAUUUCUUAAUAUUUAUAUUUAUUUAUUGUAUUAUUUAUUUUAUAUAAUAUUUUUAUACACUUGAGUUCGCUAUUUUUGUUUACUACUGUUUUAAUAUAGGUCUAUUUAUAUUGCUAAUGCUGUACAAACACUAGAAUUGUAUUAAUUGCCUUGAAAUCAUUUACCAAUACAUGAGAAGUGCAAGUUAAUGAUGGCUUAUCUUUUUCCGUUUAAAUCAAGCAGACAACCAAGUUAUCUCACAAAACCCAUGUUAGUUUACUAGAUUUACAUCAAGGACUAAUUAUACAUUCUGUUGAAUGCAGUUUAUUAUUUUUGUAUGAAUCUUAUUUAAAAUACCCCCAUACCUGUAUGUAUUUUCUGCUCUUCCAAUAAAAACUUGGCUGAGAAAGUAA
Molecule: messenger RNA, 3174 nt
Organism: Xyrichtys novacula (pearly razorfish)
Lineage: Eukaryota; Metazoa; Chordata; Actinopteri; Labriformes; Labridae
Source: the annotation of a GenBank genome assembly